Messenger RNA from Manis pentadactyla (Chinese pangolin), 4889 nucleotides. It is a transcript of the gene DBF4, whose product is annotated as DBF4 zinc finger. Gene Ontology annotation, cellular component: Dbf4-dependent protein kinase complex; nucleus. Gene Ontology annotation, biological process: positive regulation of nuclear cell cycle DNA replication; regulation of cell cycle phase transition. The transcript is spliced from 12 exons. The record is from RefSeq and is a predicted model, not a curated record. Bases 280 to 2310 code for a protein of 676 amino acids. Gene Ontology annotation, molecular function: zinc ion binding; nucleic acid binding; protein serine/threonine kinase activator activity. Lineage: Eukaryota; Metazoa; Chordata; Mammalia; Pholidota; Manidae.
GGGGCGCGCGUAUCUGCGCCGCGGCCGCGUGACGCGUUUUCAAAUCUUCAACCGCUUCAGCGCGCUGGUUUGCGUUUUCCCGUUUCCUCCUCCGCGCCCGAGAGCCGGAGCGACCCCGGAAACCGGCGGGCAAACACGGCCUUUCUGCUGCGUGGGUGUGGAAGUCCGCGGAAGGGGACGAGCGACUGGCCUACCAACGGGCCUCGAAGGGCCGUGUUUUCGCGGCCGCCCGGUGCGAUUCCGUCUCCGGACCCAGCAUGUAGGUGCCGGGCGGCUGCCAUGAACUCCGGAGCCAUGAGGAUCCACAGCAAAGAACAUUUCCAGGGUGGAAUCCAAGUCAAAAAUGAAAAAAAUAGACCAUCUUUGAAAUCUGUGAAAACUGAUAACAAACCAGAAAAAUCCAAAUAUAAGCCACUUUGGGGAAAAGUAUUUUACAUUGAUUUACCUUCUUCUGUCACCAUAUCUGAAAAACUGCAAAAGGACAUUAAGGAUCUUGGAGGGCAAGUUGAAGAAUUUCUCAGCAAAGAUAUCAGUUAUCUUAUUUCAAAUAAAAAGGAAGCUAAAUUUGCACAGACUUUGGGACGAAUUUCUCCUGUACCAAGUCCAGAAUCUGCAUAUACUGCAGAAAUUACUUCUCAUCCCAGCCAUGAUGGAAGUUCAUUUAAGUCUCCAGAUUCAGUAUGUUUGAGCAGAGGAAAAUUACUAGUUGAAAAAGCUAUCAAGGACCAUGAUUUUAUUCCUUCAAAUAGUAUAUUGUCAAAUGCCUUAUCAUGGGGAGUGAAAAUUCUUCAUAUUGAUGACAUAAGAUACUACAUUGAACAAAAGAAAAAAGAGUUGUAUUUACUCAAGAAAUCAAGUACUUCUGUAAGAGAUACCGGAAAAAGAGGUAUUGGCACACAGAGAGCAAGAACAGGUAGACUCAAAAAGCCUUUUGUAAAGGUGGAAGAUGUGAGCCAACUUUAUAGGCCAUUUUAUCUUCAGCUGACCAAUAUGCCUUUUAUAAAUUAUUCUAUUCAGAAGCCCUCCAGUCCCUUUGAUGUAGAUAAGCCAUCCAGCAUCCAAAAGCAAAUUCAGGUUAAACCAAGAAUCUGGACAGAUGGCGAUAAAUGUGGUGGAAUCCCAGUUCAACUCCAGCUGAAAGAAAAGAAAAAAAAAGGAUAUUGUGAAUGCUGUCUGCAGAAAUAUGAUGAUCUUGAAACCCAUCUUCUAAGUGAGCAACACAAAAACUUCGCACAGAGUAAUCACUAUCAAGUUGUUGAUGAUAUAGUAUCUAAGUUAAUUUUUGACUUCGUGGAAUAUGAAAGGGACAUGCCUAAAAAGAAAAGAAUAAAAUACAGUAUUGGAUCCCUUUCUCCUAUUACUACAAAUGUCCUGGAAAAGUCUGAACCAAAAGAAAAGCUAGAAUUGCAAUGUAUUUCUCAGAAAGACUUCAGGGAAAAUAAUGUACAGGUGAUGGAGCAGAAUUUCCUGUAUAAAGAAACCCAGGAACCUGAACAAAAGAUUGUGUUUAUUUCAGAAUGCAUCCCCUACCCUUCAAGUGAAUUAAGAGAACUUGAUGAGAAAACAGCUAAUAUGUGUUCCAUGUUAAAUCCAGCUGAAAAUGACUUAAAACAAAAUUUUACACAUCUACCUCCAUCUAAAAAUAAACAGGGAUGCAUUCUUACUGAUGUUUCUGAACAUAAAUUAAUUAUAAGUGAAAAUGACUUAAAACUAAGGGUAGAUCACUAUCCAUGUAGACAACAGACAUCUAUACAAGUUUCUGAUUUUAAUAUGGAUAAUAAUGCAUCUCAACCAAAACAAAAGUCAGAUACUGUACUUUUUCCAGCAAAGGAUCUGAAAGAGAUAGAUCUUCGUUCAAUAUUUGGUCGUGAUUCUGGUCUAUUAGCAAUAAACAAUUCACCAGAGCACCUAACCAUUCAGUCAAAGACUCCAUCCCAUAGUUCUCCUGAGAAUCCCAAUGAAUGUGAUAUCAAGAAUAUGGAUAGUUUACCUUCUGGUAAAAUUCAUCGGAAAGUGAAAAUAUUAUUAAGAAGAAAUAAAAAAGAAAAUCUGGAACCAAAUGUGAAACUAGAUAAAAGAACUGAAUUUCUUAUUACCCAGGAAGAAAACAGAAUUUGUAGUUCACCAGUACAAUCUCUACUGGACUUAUUUCAGACUAGUGAAGAGAAGUCAGAAUUUUUGGGUUUCACAAGCUACCCCGAAAACAGUGGUGUAUGUGAUGUUUUAGAUAUUUGGGAAGAAGAAAAUUCAAAUAAUCUGUUGUCAGCGUUUAUCUCUUCUCCUUCAACUUCUACAUUUACUGGCUUUUAGAGUUUUAAAAAUAACUUUCAGAAAUGAUGGAGAAGAUAAUUCUUGAAAUUUUCAUGUGUAUAAAAAUUCUUAAAGUUUUUUUUUUGCCAACGUUUUUGUUUACAGAACCAAAUGUAAAUAUUAACAAUAAAGGUGAUGUUUGCAUUUUUCUGCAGAACUGAAUACCUGUCAGAAAAUUGUAGAAUAAAUUUGUGACUCAUUUUACAUACUAUGUUCAUAGUUGUUUACUAAGAAUUAUUAUAAAUAGUAAUGUUUGCUUUAUGUCACUGAAAGAUAUGUGAAAUUCUGAGAUAUCAAAAUUUAGCAUUAUAAAUUUGGAUAUUGUAGUUAUAUUGUCUAUUAAAAUAGAACCCCAUGGUAACAAUGUUGCCUUUAAAAACCUAAUUUCCAUACAGAUAGAAAACAAGCAUUAAUUUCUGUUUGGGUUCUGGAAAUCAUUACCAGAAACACUUGACACUUGAGGGUAACCUAGUUGGACCACGCUAGUAUGUUGGCACUAAGGAGUUAGGUUAUCUGUAAAUAGCCUGGGGGUAUUUACAAAUAGGGGUAAACAGCCAUGAAGGAAAAACUUAACCAGGCUACCAUAUGGAAUAAAACAAUUUUUCUAUUCCCUUUGGAAAUAAUUUCUUCCAAAAUGACUCUUUCUCCCUAAUUUGGUGUCAGAAAUGAAAGGAAGAAUGGCAUUGAACUAUAAAUAAAAGUUUUGAAACAUAAGGAUUGCCUUUAAUCAGGGUCUUGGCUCUAAUUAUUAGCUGAUAUCUGUAGGUGGUACAGGCAUUUGCCUUUGAGUGUAUUCUUACAGGAGUGAGGCAUUUACAACUAAAGACAUUUUUCACAAUAAAAAUCAGUGCAAUUGAAUGUUAUGUGAAUAUGUUAUCACUAAAAAUCAACUUUGAUUACCAGUCUUCAUUUUUUGAGAACCUGUAUAGCUCCCAAUGUAUUCCCAUGCUUUGAUGUGUGUGUUGUUUUGACCAUUUGGACAAUAUCCAUGAGAAAUACUAGCUUUUCAACAACUUUAUUGUUCAUGCUGUUACCUUAAGUAGGAUAACCAAGAUAUCCUUUCAUGUGCAUACAUACAACCCUUGUUUCCAAUGUAAAUUACUGUAGUAUUUUCUGUCACAAAUGAAUGUGUGUGUAUAUGCAAAGCUAUGUCAGUGAUUACAGCCAACCUUCUAAAAACCUAGAUGAAACUUGAAAUUAUUUGUAGGUUUUUUUCACCCUCAGUACUACCUGUAUUCCCCCAAGUUUUCCAAACAAUUAAAAGAUAUUUAAACUUGCUCUAUGAUCCUUGGAGUUUAGAGUGAUGGUCUCUUCAGUUUGCAGAGCAGCAGUUUGCCCUCCCAAUGGUUUGGAGUUAUUUUGUCUUAGUUGAAUUUAAUAAGAAGAAGGCUCAUGCUGAACACCUCCAAUAGUUAAAAGUUUUUAAGCUUUAUUUUGACACCAUUUUUGAACUAUUAUUUUGAAUACUGGAGUUUUAAAACACCAUCCUCCAAGAUCUUCAUAAUGUGUAUUUACAUUUAAAAAGAAAAGCUUAGCUUUCAGUUUAUUUGGAACAAUGCUGUAAAUUGUAGCAGGAUCGCCACAUAAAGUUUGGGUUGUGCCAUGCAGAUGAAUACCCAGCCAAGGAGAGGAGGGCAGUUAGUAAUCCAGCCUUCAACUCACAGCAGGUAGUGCUCACAGAGAGGUUGUAUCUACAGUGCAUGGCCACUUGCCCAAGGUACCUUUGGGGCUAUGUCUACCUGGAAGAGGGUAUUUUUUAUUUUUUAAUUCUCUAACAGUACUUGUGGUUUGGUUCCCAGCUUUUGUUCACAACAGGACAUUUCAUUUUUAAUGUAGUAAGUUACCUUCAGAAGUAGGACUUUAAAAAGAUCCAUUGCAGGGUAAAUAGAAAACUUGGUUUGCUUGAUAGAAAGUGAUAUACUUUGCCAAAGUGUAUAGACAAUUCUCAGCGAGCGCAUGAUAAAUUGAGUUCUUCGAUACCAAGAAUACUGAAGUUGAAAGGUGUUAGGAAAGAAAGGCACCCUAAUUUACUUUAAGGCAAGUGUAACAGACAGUAUAGCUUUCAAAGUUGGUGGCUUUAGUUCUCCAGGAGUAGCUAGAAACAGCAGAAGUAAAGACAACUGUGGUUUUGUAACUCAAAUGAAUUAUUUAUUUUUCUAAGAUAAUAGCAAAAGGUGUAUUUUACAGGUCAAUAGAAUCUUUUUAAGUAGUUUUUAAAGUCAGUGAUUUCUGUGCAUGCAUAGAUUAGUAUUAAAUCUAUUAAAAUAAUUUAUGGAACUAUAUGUAAAUGUUACUCUGAUGUGUGUAAAUUCUAGAGAACUGAUGAAUGUCAAGGCAAAAUACGCGUACUUUUAAGAGGAAUAAAAACCGGUUUAUAUGGGUAAAACUUUCACCUAAAACCAUUGAACUUGAAUCCUUAUUUCUGAAAAUGGGAUUAUUUAAUGUUUUCAGAUGAAAAUUUAGUUGUUUUUCUUUUUUAAGGCAUUUUGGUGGAAGGAUGGAUGUGUAAAUACUAUUCUGCUAUCUAAAAAUAUAUUAAAAUACUUAAUAAAUAAAUAAAUAAAUAAAUAAAAAAUAAA